This is a messenger RNA of Brassicogethes aeneus, 711 nucleotides long. Lineage: Eukaryota; Metazoa; Arthropoda; Insecta; Coleoptera; Nitidulidae. The record is from the annotation of a GenBank genome assembly.
GGUGGUCAGUUGGAAGUUAAGGGAUUUGUUUUAUUUUGUCAUGAUACAAAAUGGGUAACAAGUUGGUUACUUUUACUGACCAACAGCUUGAAAAUUAUCAGGAUUGUACGUUUUUUACAAGAAAAGAUAUUUUAAGGGUUUAUAAGAGAUUUCGUGAGGUGAGGCCGGACUUGGUGCCAAAACGUAUGAAGCAAAAUGAACCUAUUACAGUGAAGAUUCCACUUGCAGAUAGUAUAGAAAAAUUAACUGAAUUAAGGGAGAAUCCUUUCAGAAAACGCAUUUGUGAAGUAUUUUCAAGGGAUGGAAAAGGAAAUCUCUCUUUCGAGGAUUUUUUAGAUUUACUAUCAGUUUUUAGCGAGCAAGCGCCGAGGGACAUUAAGGUUUUUUACGCGUUUAAAAUAUAUGAUUUUGACAGCGACCAACAUAUAGGACCAAAUGAUAUUGAUCAGGCCUUAGCACUAUUGACUAGGCAAGAAUUGAUGCCAGAGGAAAAACAACAGAUAAUCGAGAAAGUCAUAGAAGAGGCCGAUGUCGACGGGGACGGCAAACUGUCAUACAUGGAAUUCGAUCAUGUUAUAACCAGAGCGCCGGAUUUUCUCUCAACCUUCCAUAUCCGUAUUUAAAUUUAAUUCAAAUCAAAAUUCUUUACCUCUAUUGUUGUCAUUGCCAUUUUAUCAGUGCCUUACGCUCCCAAUAAAAUUUCGUUUUUAA